CUACUGGGAAUUGAGCUCAAAACCUGGGCAUAUGCCCUGACCGGGAAUUGAACAGUAAUCACCUGGUUCAUAGGUCAAGGCUCAACCACUGUGCAACACUGGCCGGGCUGGUAGUCUUGGUUUAUUCUUUGGCAACAAGUAGUUGGAUAUUAAUUUGGGAGUCUUUGGCAUAUAGAUAUUAUUGAAAAUGAUGAGACUCUAAUAUGAAAAGAUUGGGACAAAGUGGAUGACCCUGUAGAAGAGACGGAGACAGUGACCAGGGAGGUGUCCUUGAAGCCAAAUGAAGAACCGUAACCAAAAGGUGAAAAUGAUAAACUGUCAGAUGCUAAUAGACAAUUUGAUGCAGCCAGCCGUUAAUAUAUAAUUUGAAGUAGCCAUUUCAGGUUUGUUUACCAGAGCAAUUAUUUUGUUAGCUAGCUUUCUAAAUUUUAGCAACUUCUAAGUGACGCUUGUAGAUUUUCAUUAUAUCUACAACUGAACUUGUGGUAUUUCUUUACAACAGUUAUUUCUUAUAAUUCAUAUUUUGUGAAUUCAUCGUCAAUAUGAUCAUUUUUGUGAAUUGGUGGUGAUCAAAGCUGUCACCCAUCUACAAGAUUCCUAUACUACUGAGAUUUUCAGUAAAAGUGCCCUGUGGUCAGAGAGAACACAUACUUCUGAGCUAGUCACCGUCACUAAGUCAUGAAAUAUUCAACUGCAAAUUCCGAGUUUUAAAGUCUCAAUAAUAAAAUAAGUGCGUUUGAAAAUUGUGCUUGUUUGGACAUCCUGAAGAAAUUUAAAUAAAAUGUGUGUGUUGCAUCUUGAUAAACUGCAGAUUGGAUAACACCAAAUAUAUUGAGUUUCUCCUAAGAAAAUGGUUUGGGCUUCCAGAUUACAUCUUAUUUUUCACCCAAUCAAGUUUGUAUUGUACCACUUUUUUUUUCAUAUAAAAUGUCUUUCCCAAAUUCACCUGCCCUCGGGGACUCUGAAUUACACACUUAAAGGAGGUGUUCUUUCCAAAUGAGCAGAAGAAUGGCAUUCUGUUAAAAGAUGAACAGCUGGUCAUGCAGAAAUUCUCUGGAAUGCUCACUUGUCCUACAAGACAAGGAAAGAACUGAGAUGUGCAGUGUAGUGUUUGUUAUUGUUAUACAGAAUUGCUUUUUUUAUUUUUACAUCAUCUUACCAAAAAUCUAUAAUUUAAAAAAUUGCCCUUUUCUUUAAAAGACUGCUAGUCCAUUAAAUAAUGUGAAGAUCCCGGGAACCUGCCAACUGCACAUUUAGUGGGACUCAGGAUGGUGCUGGAAUUGUCUCAUUUGCCAAGGCACUGUUUCUUAGAUUAAGAUUCAGGAUCCUCCUGUUCAAAAAUUACCCUUCGUUCUUGAUUACCUUGGGGUUAAGUUCGAAUUUCUUAUCAUAGCACAAAGGAUUUGACUCUUGCUCAUCUCCAAGUUCAUCUCUCACUUGUUCCCCUAUUGAAUUCUUUGUUCCAGCCAUAAGAAACUAGCAGAUGAGCUAAGCUCUCCCUUCUUCCUGGCACAAGCAGCAGCCCUUCCUUUUACCGUGGCCAAUUCUGACUUGUCCACCCCUGGUUUAUUUCUUCUUCGAGUGAUUCUUCUUCAUAUCCUCAAGGUCACUACAGAGGGGUUCUCUGUUUAUUUGGGGAUGAAUCUCCCCACCAAGAGGUUUGGUUUCAGUUUGUGCUCUUUAUUCUGGUUUGUUUCUCAGAAUUUCUGUAGAAAUUGUUUGAAGAUGGAAGUAGGAGAGAGCUAGGGGCAAGGACAGCAUUACCUUCCCCAGGUCACAUAUAAAUGAGAUGACAAAACAGAGAUCUGGCCCCGUAGGCAUUUGUAGAGAGAGGGGCCCACGGAGACCAAUCUGCCCUUGGAAGCGCUCGGCUGUGCCUUGUAGUGUGGAGUCUCAGCACGGGCCAGUCCCGGGAUUUUAGUUAGAGUUGAGUUACUGUUGUGCGAUGUUGCAGACCGUCCAGGUGGGUCCAGAAGCGAGCUGGAGAAUUCGUGUCCAAGGUGAAGAUAGAGCCUGCGCUCCUGGACAGAAGGGAGGCGAGAUGCCAUCUGAGGUCGCCUUCCCACACCCCUUCCAAAUGGGACGGACGGGAGCGCUGCUGUUUCAACAAUUGCCCUCUCUGUCCCAAGAAGACACAGUUAAUGACCGCGAGCAAACGAGGGUGAAGACACCGUGUCCUCUCGGCCUUGUGCACUGAGAUGUUUACGUAGGGUCGGGGAGGGCACACCUCCGCGGAUCCCACGGCUCGCGGGCCUCAUGCUCAGCCCCCUGGCCCGCCCCGGCCAGGACUUCGGCUCUGCGGGGCUGGGUCCCGAGGGCGGCGGGAGAGGCUGGCGCUCCGGGCGCUGUCUGGUCGCUGUGCCCACCUCGCAGCCCCAUCUUCAUUUUUGAGGCUCUUAGCAGACGGCCCCGCCGGCCGGGGAGAGGCGGGCCGGUGGGGAGGGCCUCAGCGCCCGCCGGGAGUUGGCAUUUGCCGCCCCUGAAGGAGAAGGGGAGUUUCCGGGGCUCGGGUCGCCGCCGUCACCCUCUGGAAGGAGCGCGGAAGCGAGGGGGCGGUGAGAGGCGGGGCGAGGGAGCGGGGGGCGUGGGCGCGGCCGGCUUUGGACCGGCCCCAAGUGAAUGAGGCGUGCGCCCGCGGCAGAGCGCCUCUCGGAGCUGGGCUUUCCCCCGCGGGGCGGGCGCCAAGAGCCGCCUUUUCCGCUGGGUGUCACUCGGGGGUGGGGAAGAUGGCCCAUUCAAAAGCGCCGCGAGGGGGCCCGGCCAGUGCCCUUCGCUGAGCGCUCGCAAGAGGACGGCCGAGGCCCGGCGGCUCGCAGCUCCGGGACCUGGUGGAGCAUCAGGACGCGGCUGCCCCUCUGCCCGGACCCUGAGCCGCCGUCGCUCUGCUUCCUGCGCGUCAGCCUCCUCUGCGCGCUCCGGGCGGGCGGCCGCCGCGGGAGUCGCUGGGGCGAGGACGGAGCGCGGCUGCUACUGCUGCCCCCGGCCCGGGCGGCUGGAAUUGGAGAGGCCGAGGCGAGCGGCGCCCCCUCCUAUGCCGGGAAGAUGUUGGAGAGCAGCGGCUGCAAGGCGUUGAAAGAAGGUGUGCUGGAGAAGCGCAGCGACGGGCUGUUGCAGCUCUGGAAGAAAAAGUGCUGCAUCCUCACCGAGGAGGGGCUCCUGCUCAUCCCGCCCAAGCAGCUGCAGCACCAGCAGCCGCCGCCGCCGCCGCCCGGGCAGGGGCCCGCGGAGCCGUCCCAGCCCGGGGGCCCCACCGCGGCCAUCCUCGAGCCGCCGGCCAAGCUCAAGGAAUUGCACUUUUCCAACAUGAAGACCGUGGACUGCGUGGAGCGCAAGGGCAAGUACAUGUACUUCACUGUGGUGAUGGCCGAAGGCAAGGAGAUCGACUUUCGGUGCCCGCAGGACCAAGGCUGGAACGCCGAGAUCACGCUGCAGAUGGUGCAGUACAAGAACCGUCAGGCCAUCCUGGCGGUCAAGUCCACGCGGCAGAAGCAGCAGCACCUGGUCCAGCAGCAGCCUCCGCAGCCGCAGCUUCCGUCCCAGCCCCAGCCCCAGCCCCAACCCCAGCCCCAGCCCCAGCUCCAACUCCAAACACAUUCCCAACCCCAGCCGCAGCCUCAACCCAAGCCUCAACCCCAACCCAAGCCGCAGCCCCAACAGCUCCACCCGUAUCCGCAUCCACACUCGCAUCCUCACCAGCACCCGCAUCAGCUACCGCACCCGCACCAACAGCCGCUCUCGCAGCCGCACGGCCACCGGCUUCUCCGCAGCACCUCCAACUCCGCCUGAAGGGGGCAGCACCCGGGCAAGACGAGGUUUUGAGGACUCGAGGAAGUGGGACGAGAGCGCCUUUCUGUUGUCUUCAUUUGGAUGGAAAACAAAUCUCCCUGCUCUGCACCAGACCAAGUAGUUUGGCCGAUAACUUGCAAUUCCGACCGAUAACUUGCAAUUCCUCUUAGUUUUCUGCAUACUUUUCCUCAUCACAAUGCAGGAAACGAUUUCAAGGCUAGAAGGCUUUAUUUAUGAACCUUUGAAAGGAUCUCCCAGUAUGGUGGACCUUCUGGGAGCGAAGAUGUACUGUAAUUUUAUUUUAAUGUAUUUUGAUUUAUGAUUAUUUAUUAGUUUUUUUUAAAAAAUAUUUGUUCUAAGACAUUUCUGAAUGUAGGCCGUUUUCCAGAAAAGGAACUUUAUUUUCAAAAACCUAUUUCCUAGUAAGUUCUAAUCUUGGAAAGGAAAAAAGAGAGGUGUAGGGGAAAACAUUAAGACUUCAUUCAUUCAUUAUUCCUAGAUCAAUUUCAGAACCCGGACACACUUGUUAUGCCAGGUGGUUGAAAUUAAACUCUGUGAUAUAACUUUUUUUUUUGGAGAUUAUUUUUUUCCCUUUAGACUCUGUGUUGUGUAGAAUAGAAGUUUAAAGAAGCUAAAUGUUCAGAAUUGUGUAAUUGUGAAAAUCUGUUUUUCUAAAAGGAAAUGAGUAGUAAUGACACCUAAUCCGAAAUAUUUAAAACGUAACCCACCUGAUGGCAGGAUGAUCUUGAAUGUGUGGUAGGGCUAUGUCUACAGUAGAAAAAACCUUGCUUAUGCCAUCUGUGAAGGGUUUAAUAAGGAGAUAUUUAUGGUUUAUGAGUAUAAAUGCAUUAGGUGUUUCAUUUCAAAAAACAUAGUGGGGGCGGGGGCGGGAGGGAAUCAUUCAACUUGUCUGAGAGAACAUUUUUGUGUUCUGUCCACACUAGAGAUUACCCUUCGCCAAGGGCUUUGCACCCUUUACUGGAACCACAUUUCCUUACUUUAUUCUAGAAGCAUAUCCUAGAAUCUUAGAGUUUAAAAAUACAGUUUGUAACUAUUUCAAAGGUCUAAGAGUCAUAACUUUUUUUUUUUCUUACUGAAAAUAAUGUUAAUCAGAGAAACCAAUUGUUUUGCUUUUUAUUGCUCUGUGAGAAAUUGGAGGGUUAUAUGUUUUGCUGUUAGGUUAACUAAACUCAGACAUUGACAAAGGAAGGACUGGAUAAACACUGGGUUUUCAGUAGGAAAACAACCCCAGUCUUGUUUUAGCAGCACUUGUUCCUGAGGGGUUGGGGGGGGGGGGUACUUUUAAAGGUGGAACAAACCCUCUUCUGUGUUAAAUCAAAAGGAUGGUCAGAAUCCACAAGGGCAGAUGCUACUUCGGUUUAAAACGAGCCAUAGAUGAUACAAAAUCCUCUUGGGGCUGAAAAUCACUUCCUAUCUGCAUGGCUUUACUAACGGGCCUCUGUUUUCCAUUAUCUUUUGCAAAGUCUUGAUCAGUAUUUUUCCAGCAUCCAAAUUGGAAGGUCGAUAUUAGGCCAAUGCUAAAUUAUGUAGUCAAGAAAUGAAAGCAGAAUUUUAUGCUAGAGAUACCUUUAUUCUCCUUCCAUCUGGAAAGGAGUUUCACAGUCAAAUUACUUGCUAGUGCAAUAUUUAAAUGAUGGAAUUUUGAGGCCAUAACUCUAAUCCAAAAAGUUGCAGGGGUAAUCUAAAACUUGAGCAAAUGGCAAAUAGAACUUAAGGGGACUCCCACUUCCAGAGGCUGUUUAAGUUGUGGCUGUGAACAUUUGUUGCAAAGAUUUAAAAAAAUCAUACACACACACACACACACACACACACACACACACACACACAUACAUAUGAUGGGCAGCUCAGAGAGUCAAAUCUAAAGAGUUCUUAAGCCAAGUUUGGUUCAGCUUCUUUGGUACCCCUGCUGUAAUUUUAAGAUAAUGCCUCAUUGUACCAGUGUUUUAAUAUAUGUAGAUCAUAUAACCCCUAUGAAACCACAGCUUUUUUCCCCAGAUAGAAGGAUUUUUCUUCCAAUUCUUGUGCUAUAUAAAAAGAUAAUAUUUAUACCAAGUAGUUUUAAAAUUAAGAUUCAUUAAGCUUAAAUAUAGGCUAUUGGCUGGUGGAAUUUUUCCACCGCCAUGUCUGUGGUUCCUAAUGGGGCCAUCAAAAUCAUGGUUCCUUGUCCUGUUUUUCCACAGCCCUUAGUCCUUGGUCUGCUGUGAUAUUUAUGUUGAGUUGACCCUCUUAGUGCCUCUCUAGUUUGAAGAUCUCUUAAUAUUUAACUGUGAAAACUCAGAAAUGAGAAAGGAGAGAAGUAGGAUGGUUUUUGUGUUUUGACACUUUGAAAUUAUUAUGGUUGAAUAAUUUUCCAGAACAAAGAAACAACUAUGCUUAACAAAGCGCAACAAAACAAACAAAAUACAAAUGCAAAGCAUUUUGCGUGUCAGUGGUUCUAUUCUACCUGUAAAAAAGUAAUAUUAAACACUUAAGGUAUUACAAGGCCUAACCAAUCACCUUUAUGGAAAAAGAUAAAAGUAUUUCUUUUAACCCAAGAAAAAGAAGAAGGAAAGGGCAGGUCCAACAGAAAACUCACCCCUUAAAUAAACAUAAAAUGUAAAAAGUUGGGAAAUUUAAAGGAUUUUUCAUCUGGAAACUGAAAUUUUGUCUUGAAACUUCUGUUGGCGCCAAGCCUCGUACACAGCUCAAUAACUAUUUGUUGGGAAUAAUGAAUGAAAGAAGGAAAAAGUGUGUAACAUCCCAGCACCCAGGAGGUGGUUUCUCUUUCUCUUGCCUCACACUGAGCUUCCUUUUACACUCAUUUCAUUCCCUGAGAAAAGCUAAUCCUGGACAAGCUGCGCAACAUGAGGAAGCUCCUCAGGCAUACUUUCUUAGUGGAAAUCGGAUCUGCUUAUGCCCUGCAGGGAAUGCUGAGGUCAGAGUAAAUGCCUAUAAAGAGCUCUUUCAAAAUGAACAUUUCCCUCAUAGAGGAAGCUGGAAUUUUCUCAUCUGGAAAUCGAACCAACUUUAUUUCACUUAACAUUUUUUCAAAUGGAGGUAGAAAAACCCAACUCAUUGCUUGAAAGAAUUCCCCUCACAUGUAAACACUGUUAAGAAGUCUGGCUUAAGUUCAAAGGCAUUUUUUGGUGUGUGUGUGUAUGUGUGUGUGUGUGUGUGUGUGUGUGUGUGUGUGUGUGUGUUUUAAACUCUGUCUUCAUAUACCCAUUUCUCUUAAAGAUUCCUCAUUUUAAAUCUGACACUACAAGUUUGUUGCUAGUGUGGAAGUUCAAACACAUCACUUGUUUUCGGUCCCCAUGGAAAGUAACUUGGUUUUAGCUUGUCUCCAAGUGUUUAUAAUAUCAUGUUCAAUGGCAGGUUUAGAAGAGGGGUCUAAGACUGUAUGUGAAAACUAGAUCAAUCCCAUAAAAUAUAGAGCUUUGUAGGAUGAGGAUGGGCUUGUGAACAUUCAUUCUUCUCUUUGUUUUUUGUUUGUUUUUUGUUGGUAAAUGUAAACAAACUUCCUUUGGCUUUACCAGUAAAAUGCCUUCAGCUGACUAAAAUUUAAAUUUGGAAGUUACAGAGCUUGAUAUUGAAUACAUCUGUGAUUCUUAUAAAAGAAAUAUGCCAAUUUACCAAAAACAACCUGAGAUGUAUUAAUUAUGAAAUUGUGUUGGGUGGGUUUUUAAUAACUACUUUCUAAAGUUUGGACACAAUGUGAAGGGUGACUUUUUGGUCUGUAUGUUGUACAGCCAAUCUAGAAUUACAUCCCAUUAGAUGACAAAGUGAUCUGCAACUUCAUUGGCAGGACAUCUGCUAAAUGGAGUGUAGGAUCCAACAGGGUUUUCUUAGGGCAUUAUUGUCCGGUGAAGGAAGCAGAGGACUCUGGGUCAUUAGCAGCAUCUUCAUAAAAGCUGGAGAGGCCUACUCCCUGUCGCUCUGAAGCUGGCCUAGUGGGAUAGUGAGGAAUUGGUUUUUAAUAAUAGGUGGUCCGUCCAGAUCACUGUAUUAAUUUUGAGAAGGAAGAUAAAAUGAUUGUCUGUUACAUUCCACUGUCGGCUUUCUGCUUAGUUUCAGAAUAUGCAAGUACCGGCUUCUGAAAAACAAGUAUCACAAUGUACCAAAUGCUUUACUAUCACAUUCCUGAACUUAAGUAUGCUCAUAAUUUGUGUAAAUAUGUCUCUUAAAUGAUUUGGGGAGAUGUGAUUUAUUUUUCAUAUUUUAAAAAUGCAUUCCAUUUAAAUAAAAUAUCGAAUGAGA
Molecule: messenger RNA, 8043 nt
Organism: Myotis myotis
Lineage: Eukaryota; Metazoa; Chordata; Mammalia; Chiroptera; Vespertilionidae
Gene: PHLDA1
Product: pleckstrin homology like domain family A member 1
Exons: 2
Coding region: 2620-3786 (388 amino acids)
Biological process (GO): positive regulation of apoptotic process
Cellular component (GO): nucleus
Molecular function (GO): phosphatidylinositol phosphate binding
Source: RefSeq, a predicted model, not a curated record